AUGCAGAUUCAUGCCGGGGGCAAUGUGGGCGCCGCACUUCAUGUCACCAACCCAUCAUCGUUGAGUAUGGCUGGACUUCAGCGGACAAUAAGCCGUGGCAUAUCAGCACUUGGGCUCGCUGCCAGACCAUUGGCAGUAUCGAACCCAGGCUCUUUGGAUGCUCUCAAAACGCUGUGCGAGACCAAAGUUGGGUCAAGUGAUUACCGCAGAGCGAAGACCGUCGAACGUAAUAUACCGAUAUACGAUCUCGCAUCGACUUCGAUAGAAGACCUUGAUGCCGUGGUCGGUCUCCAGGACGAAUGGUACCAUGCCCUCAACGCCGGGCCUGGGGUGGUGGUAUUGAAAAACUUUCUUAGUGAUCACUCUGUGAUCAAACAAGCAAAUGGCGUGUUUGAUAAUAUUAUCAAGAGAGAAGCCGCAUCGACGAAGGGAGACCACUUUGCAGCUGCUGGUUCCAACUCACGCGUCUGGAACUCCUUCCAGAAGCACGCCGAGCAAGACCCUGCAAACUUUGUCCACUACUACGCGAACCCAUGGCUUGACCGAGUCAGUGAGGCUUGGCUUGGGCCAUUUUAUCAGAUUACCGCUCAGCUGAAUGUCGUCAGGCCUGGCGGCAAACCGCAGUCAGCGCAUAGGGAUUAUCACUUGGGAUUUCAAUCGGCUGAUGCUUGUGCUCUAUUUCCACGCAGCAUGCAAAUUGCCAGCCAGUAUCUCACCCUUCAAGGUGGCAUAGCGCAUUCAGCUGUACCUCUGGAUAGCGGGCCGACAAGACUCCUGCCAUUCUCACAACUCCUGCCUGAAGGCUACCUGGCGUGGCGCCUUCCAGAGUUCACGAAUUUCUUCAAUGAAAGAUGGGUCAGUCUCCCGAUGGAGAUAGGAGACGCGGUUUUCUUCAAUCCCGCUCUUUUCCAUGCCGCAGGUCAGAACGACACAAAGACUAUCGAACGGAGUGUGAAUCUCCUUCAAAUCAGCAGCGCAUUCGGGCGCCCAAUGGAAAGCGUCAACAACCUCAAGAUCAUCCGCAAACCUUGGGAGCAGCUCAAGAAACUUGCACGAGACGAUAAAGAAGGUCACAGGACAGCAGCAUGUGUUAACGCUAUGGCGGAAGGGUAUCCGUUCCCCUCAAAUCUGGACAGACGGCCUCCAGGCCCAGAUGGAAUGGCACCUAUCAGCGAAGUGGAUAUUCUCUGGGAAGGCUUGCGGAAUAACUGGAGCACAGAUCACAUUUCGGAAAAGCUACAGCAGUUGAUUGAUGAUUCAGACUCAUGA
Molecule: messenger RNA, 1269 nt
Organism: Neoarthrinium moseri
Lineage: Eukaryota; Fungi; Ascomycota; Sordariomycetes; Amphisphaeriales; Apiosporaceae
Exons: 1
Coding region: 1-1269 (422 amino acids)
Biological process (GO): fatty acid alpha-oxidation
Molecular function (GO): phytanoyl-CoA dioxygenase activity
Source: RefSeq, a predicted model, not a curated record